CGUCUUUCUCUUGCAUCUUCAACCCGUGAGAAGUCUCCAACAAUCACAUUAAUCAAUCGCUCGGGCUUUAGGGUUUUUGCGCGCAUCUGGAUCUGUGAGCAAUUCAGAUGGGUUCGGACGACGUCGUAGAUAGCUUGGAGAAAGGGUUACUAUCCGAAACUGCAAAUGAAGCUGAAGAUGAAAUAGUUCUGUAUUCAGCUUCGUUUCAGGAGAUGGAGGAGAAUUAUGUGAAGUUCCGAACAGCACAGUGGCUUCUUUACUCUUUGCUUUUAAUAUUGGCAUGGGGAAUUGGGUUCUUCAUGCUGCUUUAUUUACCAGUCCGAAGAUACAUUUUGCGCAAGGAUAUUCGGUCCAGAAAGCUCUAUCUCACUCCUAAUGCCAUUGUCUACAAGGUUACAAAGCCAGUUCCAUUUCCAAUUUUUGGGGUGCUGAAGAAAGAAAAGCAUGUUUUGUUGCCUUCAGUCGCUGAUGUUGUAAUUGAGCAAGGAUAUCUGCAGUCUCUCUAUGGUGUCUACUCACUUAGAAUAGAGCAUGUUGGUGUCAGAAGGCCGCCAAGCGAUGAUGUUCAAAUCCAUGGCAUUGCAAAUCCCAGUGCUUUCAGGAAGGCUGUCCUCAUGCGCCUGUCAAGCAUGACGAAUGAGGUUUUCUCUAGACAAGUUUCCACGCUUGAAGACAUUCCCAAUUUGAGGCUUCAGAUGUCCCCGUCAAAGCCCCUCAGGUAUGGGGAUUUAACACUACUGCAGAAACUUGAUGAAGUUGGAACUUCUGUAAAGAGAGUUCAAACAUUACUUGAGGAGCGCCCUCCAACAUCAGAACCUAUAGAAUGAAUAUGUGAUGCAGGAUAUGCAGGACGUCUGUAAUUUGACAUCAGGCCCUUCCCUGGUACAACAUGCAUGCCACCCGAUACCCAUUUUAUCAUCACACCUAUCUCAGCUGACAAUCCAGCAGUGCAUUUUACAACCCCACAAACAUGAGAUAUGCUUCCAACGUGUCUGUUGGUGAUUUUGGUGUACUUUGUAUCUUAUCAUUUGCAAAUAUAGAAAUUUUCCCGUGUAAAUUUUUUGUUAUGAUUCUCCCCAUUGAGGUUUGUUGUGUGCUGUUCUUUUCACGAAAAAGAUUUCCUUUUUGUUUUCAUUUCUAUUUCUCUCCUGUAAUACACUGGAAAUUCCGUUCCCUAUAUUUGAAAAUUGUUCCAUUUUUAACUA
This is a messenger RNA of Prunus mume (Japanese apricot), 1205 nucleotides long. RefSeq lists its product as uncharacterized. NCBI's taxonomy places the organism in Eukaryota, Viridiplantae, Streptophyta, Magnoliopsida, Rosales, Rosaceae. The record is from RefSeq and is a predicted model, not a curated record.